AUGGCUACACAAAGCGUUGAGGGUAGUUCUAGAGCUCGUCCAAAGCAAACAGGUCUGGGGGGGUUAUUGAAACCAUUGAAUUCAGAAUAUGGUAAAGUAGCUCCUGGGUGGGGAACUACCCCUUUGAUGGGUGUCGCAAUGGCUCUAUUUGCGAUAUUCCUAUGUAUUAUUUUGGAGAUUUAUAAUUCUUCCGUUUUACUGGAUGGAAUUUCAAUGAGUUAG
Molecule: messenger RNA, 222 nt
Organism: Macadamia integrifolia
Lineage: Eukaryota; Viridiplantae; Streptophyta; Magnoliopsida; Proteales; Proteaceae
Source: the annotation of a RefSeq genome assembly